Messenger RNA from Hyposmocoma kahamanoa, 3174 nucleotides. RefSeq names its product probable RNA-binding protein 18. The record is from RefSeq and is a predicted model, not a curated record. Lineage: Eukaryota; Metazoa; Arthropoda; Insecta; Lepidoptera; Cosmopterigidae. Bases 165 to 749 code for a protein of 194 amino acids. The transcript is spliced from 4 exons. Gene Ontology annotation, molecular function: RNA binding.
GCGCAGGGUGGUGCCUUUGGUGCCUUGAAUAGAAAAUCAAUAAAAUUUAACUUUCCUAGUCUCCAGAUACUGAAUUGCCUUAUUUCCAAGUACAAUGAAAAUUCCACUGCCAUUGUAAUAUAUUAAUUUUUGUGUAAUAGUUUUGUAAGUGAUAAUACGAGACCAUGGAUGAUGCCACGGUGCCUCUACACCUGGAGCCCUUGCAAGCUUGCGAGGUCAGCGACAAAAGAUUAUGGAUCGGAAAUCUCGACACUCGGGUUAAUGAGUAUCAAUUACUGAAACUGGUGCGUGCGUACGGAAACAUCGAGAAGUUCGACAUGCUGUUCCACCGCACGGGGCCCAAUGCCGGGCAGCCUCGAGGCUUCGCCUUUGUCACGUACCGGCUGAGGCAAGAUGCCAUUAAGGCAAUGAAUUCAUUGAAUGGACAACUGCUGGGCCAUAAGAAGAUCUGCGUGAAAUUUGCUAAGAAUGCAUCUGAUGACCAAGACAAGCCGAAACCGGAGCUUGGUAUACCAGCACUGGCUGGUGCAAAGCCAGAAAUGAAAUUAAGUAAAAAAACUGCAAUACAAUCCAUAGAAGCAAAACUCAAAAUGAUGGAAAACAUGAAAGCCGGUGACGACUUUGUCGUUAACAAAUUGGCAGCUAACGAGACACCAAUCAUCACUCAAUAUCAAACAAAGCAAUUCCAACCACCCCACAAGUCAGCUAGUUCGUUUAGGAGACGCCAUCCUUAUCAUAAAAAAAGAUAAUCUUUGUUUAUGCAGUUGCAUGAAAAUUUUUGACUUUUGUAUUAUUUCGUCAGUUUUGUAAAUUGUGAUGUUUGACGAGUUCGAAUUUGAGAUUUAUUUUCACAAUAGAAAACAUGUAAACGGUAAAAGGACAUACAAAAUACAAAAAAGUUCCAUAGUUUCGUUAAUAUUUUGUAGUCAAAACAUUUCUAAUGUCUUUUACCUUUUCUUUUGUCUACUCAAAAUUUUUUCAAAAUAUAUCGUAGUUUUGAUUAUAUAUUUAUCCAAUUGUAUAUGCUUCAGAUUUAUCUUUCUGCCUUUUAAAUAGUGACAUGACUUCAAUAAUCUGACAUUUUGUGAUCAUUUUAUAAUAGUACAGUUUAUUUAUAAGUUAAAACAGUAUUAAUUGCUAACAUAGACCUAUUUUGUUAGUGUAAUUUUAAGUUAAUUAGGUACCUCGACUCCUCCUACGUAAAGUACGUAACGUGUCAUGCUCAUUUUAGUGAACUCAGAACUUUAAAGCGCCUCCCUUUAAACUAGGCAAUUUCGACAUACGAUACUUUACGUAGGACGGGUCGACCUAUUUGUUUUACAUAGCUUGGUAUGAUGCUAAUUAUUAAACGCUGGUGCCCGUAACUCGAUAUUCAGGCGCCUUUUUUUGCGUGUGGUGUCCGCAACUCGUGCCACCCAAACUCCUCCAAGAAUCUCAGCACCCUCCUGGGUUUGCUGAAAACAUCGGGGAGCGACGUCGGCACUCCAAGGUACAUCGCCCUGGAGGUGGUCACGGUCCUCGCCGCCACCCUGAGGGUACGGAACUACGGGCCCUUGAGGUGAUCCGAUGCCGCCACCUUCUCGACCGUUUCGAGGCUUGAUGCGCAACCCGACCUCAGUCGUCGGAAGGGCCUCCUACUUCAGCAGGUCGUCCUUUCUAGGAAGCGAUAACUUGGACCUGGAGCGACAGACGGGUACUAGACAGCUUCCUUGUCACCUGAGCCCUUCUGUUGCCUUCUCUUAGAGGCCGGUGUCUCCGCAGAAGGCGGCUUAGCCCGCUUUCUGGUCCGGCCGCGAGUCCAUGUCGCAGACGAAGCUGAGGCGAGUGACAUGAAGGAGCAGUCGGACUCUUCGCCGUUCUCCCCAACAACUCUUGGUGUCCGGGUCCUAGCAGUGGCGGAUUAGCCCUAAGGCCCAGUAUGCCCGGGCCUAGGGUGGCCAGCGUGACAAAAAAUUCACUGAUGAUAACAAAAAAUAACUCAAAAGUAUCUAAAUAUUCUAAGGGCUCACGCACACUAUGGUAUAAUCUUCCUAAAUCACUUUUGUACAUUUGUUGUAUAAAAUAUAGAUAUGUUACAUAUCUAUAAUUUAAUGUAUAAUCACUACAUAUUAUCACUACCGCGUCUGUUAUUAUAGUUAACUAAAUUCUCUUUCGAAAAAUCGAUUUCGUAAAAGUUGGUAAUAAAGUAAAUCCAUUAUGUAGUCUACUAGUAUAUGAUGAGUGCUGAGAAAGGGGCGGCUGGUACUGACUAUAUGGCCUGGGGCGACUAAGACUGCAAAUCCGCCAUUGGGUCCUAAGAUGUGCGAACCUUCCCAAGCCAUCUCGUGUGGGCAGGCGCUGCCAUCUUCAAUUAUACAUCAACAUCCAAUUCACGUGCGGGAUCAGUGUCCAUUGUUAUUGCCAAGUCGUUCUCACGGGAGUCAGCGAUCGGCUGAUACACGAGGCAAUUUUUGCCCCCCAACCAUAAUGGUGGUGGACAGUUGCAGUCUCCUUAAGAUCUUUGCGAUUAAAGGCACUCUGAGAGGCACUGCAACUGUUACGGAUAGGCUACGUGUCGCUUACCACUAGGCGACUUGUUCGUCCCUUCGCUUGGUAUUAUAAAAAAAAAAUUUGUAAAGUUAGCUGGCGUAGUUAGUUGCAUGAAACUACUUAGUUAGUUUCGUUCGCGUCAAGCGUGGUCAAGUUUGUCCCCCCGUGCCUCUUCUCAACACCUCGCCUGUGGCCAUUUGACGCUGGGGUUUGGAGGUAAAAAUUAUGUGAUAAUCGAGGUUAUAAAGUGUCUUCAAACUUAUAUGUGUUUGAACACAAUGGAAUAACAAUAAAUAUAGAUAGAUUUGUUCGCUUGUACCAGCUUUCUCAUUAUAUUAAUGGGUUGAUGUACAAAAUGCAAACACAUCUCUGUUACUUUCACCAACAGUUUGUGUCAAGUGUAUAUGAAUUCCAGGCUACGUUAAACAAAUUGUUAUACCAUCGACUGUGUUCAGAAUUGGUGAGGAAAUAAUACUCCAAUUAGAUAUUUUGUAAUUUUUCUAGUUUACAGACAAAUGUUUUAUAUUACUGCUACGCAAUACGUACAACAAAAAAUUAUGCAAAAGUAUUUAGCAUUGAAAUUUUUACGAUUAAAUUUCUUUUACUUGAACUUCUUGUUACUUUCGUCGAAUAAAAGAUUUCCGA